This is a messenger RNA of Patella vulgata (common limpet), 1752 nucleotides long. Its product is annotated as tRNA:m(4)X modification enzyme TRM13 homolog. NCBI's taxonomy places the organism in Eukaryota, Metazoa, Mollusca, Gastropoda, Patellidae. The coding region runs from base 670 to 1545 and encodes 291 amino acids. The transcript has 14 exons. The record is from RefSeq and is a predicted model, not a curated record. Gene Ontology annotation, biological process: tRNA methylation.
GAAAGGUCGGACGGAAUUCCCUAUUAACGGGGAUAUCCUUAUUUAUUUAUUUCUAACACGUGUUAGAUUCAGAGUUCUUUCCAAUGGAGAAAUUGAGUCCCAGACCUGAAAUAGGACAAUGUUCUUUUUUCCUGAAGAAAAAGAACAGAUUCUGUAGAUUCAGACCUAACAAAAGCCAGAUAUACUGCGCAGAACAUUCUCUAGAAAUGGGAGUAGAACUAGAGAGAAAGAGAGUCACAUGCCCAUUGAAUCCAUCACAUACCUGUUAUGAAGAUUGUUUACAAAAACACCUGAAAAAGUGUAACAACAGAAGAAAAGCAGAAGAGGUGUAUUAUGUAGAGGGUAUAAAUUCUGGAAGUGACAUUGAAGAAGAUAAGGUAUCGGUGAACAGUAUAUCCGGUGAUGAACUUCAAAAUGUGAUUAAUAGAAUUAACAAGCUAUAUGAUGGUAAACUAUUACUUCUUUAAAAUACCACAGAAGUGUGCAUUCACACAAUGAAUCAGUGACCCUGAGGUUAUAUCCAGCCCAGUAGCUUCAGCUUUUAAAAUCCAGGUCCAAACCAUUACUGCAGGUCUUGUGCAGGAUUAUAUUGGCUGUAUAGAAGAAGAAAUAUUAACUCAUGCAUGUUUACAAGAAGAACUAGAUAAUGAAACAUAUGGCACUUCAGCAAUGAGACAUAGAAAACAACAGGCAUCUUUGGUUGGUCAUAUGGAAAAGUUGGGUUUAUUAAAGGAUAACACAAGUUUUAUUGAAAUGGGUGCAGGAAAAGGACAACUUUCACAUUGGGUACAGAAAGCUAUGACAGACAAAGAGAAUUUAUCGUUUUUAUUAGUUGAUCGAGGCAGUGCACGAUAUAAGUUUGAUAGUUAUCAUAAAUCAGAGGAAGAAGGUCCAAAGUUUGAAAGAAUAAAAAUUGAUAUAGAACAUUUAGAUUUAGGUAAAGUAAAGAGUAUAAGUAAUAGCGAUAAAAUAGUAACAGCAAUUGGUAAACAUCUAUGUGGAGCUGCAACUGAUUUGGCUUUAAGAUGUUUAAUAAGACCAGUCGAUACUGAUACAGAGUUACCCUGUAAAAGAUUAAAAGCAGACGAUACAGAGAAUGAUAGAAGAUCCCAUACUAGAUGUCCCAAGGGAAUAGUUAUAGCAUUAUGUUGUCAUCAUCGGUGUACAUGGAAAACCUAUGUUGGUAAAAAGUUUAUGAGGUCAAAUGGUAUAUCAUCACAUGAUUUUCAGCUCUUAUUAAGUAUCAGUAGUUGGGCUACAUGUAGUUGGCAAGGUUGGAAAGCAGAAGAACGAGGAAAAGCAAGUAAAAUAGAAAAUCAAGAAGCCGAUCAUGAAGAUGAUAAAGUUGAAGAUUAUAGAGGAAAUAUCAAAUUGGAUAAAAGUGAAAGAGAAAUGAUUGGUCGCAAAUGCAAACGACUGAUAGACCAUGGUCGAAUCCAGUAUUUACACGAUCAUAAAAUGACAGCUUGUUUAAAACAUUAUAUAGAUGGCAAUCUUACACCAGAAAAUGUUGUAUUAUUAGCUACUAUUGAGGAUAAAGUGUGAUAUUUAAAUAUCAGUAAAUAGAAAAUUUAAUGGUCUAUUCCUUUGAGAAUCAGGACUGUAUUUAAACUAUUAUCUGUUGACUAAAAUAUUGAAGCUACUGAGGAAAUUGACAUAAGUUCAAUAGCUGGAAAACGUGGUUGUAAAUGACAUGUUUUAUAUUUAAUAAUAUGUAUGUUGUACUUAUAAAAAUAAAUGUGAUUUUAUAGA